AAAAAGUUGGAAAUCCGGGCCGCACAAAGAAAAGAAAAUACCAGUAGGAGUUUUAGUUGAAUGUAAAUGUAUGGACACCAAUUCAAGCGUUAGUAUUCAUCAAACAUGAAUACAGCUUCUUCUUCCUCUAUCCUUUCUCUCUCUUCUUCUUCCUCUUUCUUCAUUAACAGAACACCAUCUACAAACAGAGCAUCAUGCGUUUCUUCACCUCAAAAAUGUUCAUCGUAUCAUCGUAAGUUUCAAGUAAGAGCUGUUAGAGAUAAAACUAAGGAUAUCCCAACAUCACCUCCUCCUUCUUCUUCGUCAGCAGAGGAUAUUACUAAGAAAUAUGGACUUGAAGCUGGUCUGUGGAAGAUAUUUAGCUCAAAGGAAGAUGAAGAAGGGAAGAGACAGAAAUCAAAAGGAGAAGAAGCGAAGGAGCUGCUGGCAAAAUAUGGAGGAGCAUACUUGGCCACUUCAAUAACUUUGUCUCUGAUUUCCUUUACAUUAUGUUAUGCUCUUAUUAGUGCUGGUGUUGAUGUCUCGGCCUUGCUUCAGAAGGUGGGAAUUGCAUCAAAUGAAACAGGAGAGAAAGUAGGGACAUUUGCCCUGGCAUAUGCAGCUCACAAGGCCGCGUCCCCGAUAAGGUUUCCGCCUACGGUUGCUCUUACUCCCAUUGUUGCCUCCUGGAUUGGCAAGAAAGUUGACAAAGAUAACUGAGCUAUCCUCGUCACUUUGUACAUCUUUCAAACAUCCUAUUUUCUUCAUUAUUGUGUAAUUAUAUAGAGUAUGUCACUGGAUAUAUAUGUAUGGAUAUGGAAAUUUCUAGCAGAUUAAACUCUUUUGACACCAUUGUAACUUUACAAUUCACAUAAACGAAUCCCCUUUUCUGUCGAAUA
Messenger RNA from Chenopodium quinoa (quinoa), 878 nucleotides. RefSeq lists its product as uncharacterized. Gene Ontology annotation, cellular component: mitochondrion. The transcript is spliced from 3 exons. The record is from RefSeq and is a predicted model, not a curated record. NCBI's taxonomy places the organism in Eukaryota, Viridiplantae, Streptophyta, Magnoliopsida, Caryophyllales, Amaranthaceae. Bases 106 to 699 code for a protein of 197 amino acids.